Botrytis sinoallii is the source of this 1764-nucleotide messenger RNA. RefSeq lists its product as uncharacterized. The record is from RefSeq and is a predicted model, not a curated record. The coding region runs from base 1 to 1764 and encodes 587 amino acids. NCBI's taxonomy places the organism in Eukaryota, Fungi, Ascomycota, Leotiomycetes, Helotiales, Sclerotiniaceae. Gene Ontology annotation, cellular component: plasma membrane. The transcript is spliced from 3 exons. Gene Ontology annotation, biological process: intracellular iron ion homeostasis; iron ion transport; copper ion import. Gene Ontology annotation, molecular function: ferric-chelate reductase activity.
AUGGAUAUGUCAGAUGGUAUGACAAUGGGUGGUGCACCAACAGAUGGCUCAGCGUUGAAUGCUACUGGCUUCGAGAUGUCCAACAUGACGCAGGCUGCGGACUACUUGGGAGAAAUAUUGGAUGAUUCUGUUUUUCAGAUAGAUGGAAAUGCUGCAGCAAGGCAUUUUUGGUAUGUAGUCUGUGCGGUUAUCGGCAUAGCUGCUUUUUUCAACUUCGUACAGAAGGCUACUAUAUUUUUCAGAUUGAGGGCAGCUGCAUCGAAUAAAGCACGACCAGCAUCGCCAUCCAAUCCUUUGACAAUAUUGCUAGCUACAAUAACAGCAAUUGGUCGGGAAGCAUCAUAUUCCCAGUUCAUACCACACAAUGAAAUUGCCGCAAAAUACUUCAAGAUCCCUCCUCUUGGGACUAUUAUGCUCUUGAUAUUACAUCUAGUGUGGGUCAUUAUCCUCGAGUUUGCGAACAACAACGUUUCGGGAGCCCAACACUUUACUUCAUUGGGCGUUCGCGCAUCCUGGUUGGCUAUUGCACAAGUCCCUCUAUUAAUACUCUUAGCUGGAAAGAAUAGUCCACUUGGACUUGUCAGUGGUAUCUCAUAUGAACGCUUGAAUGUUGUUCACCGAUGGACUUCAAGGAUUCUUCUGUUUCUUGUUACCCUGCAUGUGAUUUUCCUUCACUUAGCUUGGAAUGCAUCUGACCUAGGACCUCUGGAAUAUUCUACCGAUUCGUGCAUUCCAACUGGCUGGGGAGCGAUAAUCCGUACCGGGAGAUACGCUUGGAACAACAUUCGCACCCCAACGGCAACAUUGAAAGUUUUAGAAGGUGGUGUUACUCGGGUUUGUAUCGAAAGCAAAGCUGUCAAGAAGUGGAACCCUGGUUCUCACGUUCUCCUAUCAAUACCUCAACUUGGAAUCGGGCAAUCUCAUCCAGCAACGAUUGCUUCCACACCAUCAUCACAUGAUGGCAAGCUGGUCUUCUUGCUUAAAGCACACAAGGGAUUCACGGGUCGCCUAUUAUAUGCAGCAGAAAAUUCGCCAGCAUCGAAUUCGCCAUGGAAAGCCCGAAUUGAUGGACCAUAUGGUAAUACUGUUGACUAUGCUGCUUUCGACACUGUUCUCCUCAUCUCAGGUUCAACUGGUACAACCUAUACGCUUCCAAUUCUCUUAGACAUUGCAAAUCGUGCACAAAGCACCCGACUUCCAGUCCAGCGCAUCGUCUUCGUUUGGAUAAUCAAAAAUACUUCGUGGACAUCUUGGAUUGCAGACGAACUCGCAUCAGCAGCCGAGAAGCUUGACGCCGUUGGAAUCGAGCUCACAAUUCGAAUCCACGUAACCUGCGACAACAACUUUACAACCGGAGACAGUAAUACAGUAGCUAAUUGCUGUGCUUGUGACAAAAGUCCCAGUCCUUGCUGCUGCAUAUCUGUCGAUGCUGAUGCUGAUGACGAUGAAAUCACAUCUAUCGAUGAAAAGGGCACUAAAAUCAGCGCCCAGCCGAAAAUCACAAGUGCUUCUAGUAUUACUUCAGGGACUCGAUCAUCAAUUUUACCAUGCGCAGUUUUCCACAGCGGGAGACCUGAUUUCCAUCCCAUUUUAGGCGAAUUAUUGGUGAAAGCCGAGGGGGAAACUGGAAUUGCUGUUUGUGGACCACUUGGGUUGAGUAGUAAUGUGAGGACUACGGUGGCGAAAUGCAGUAAUGAUAGGGCUGUUCAUAAGGGGACUGGAGCCCAAGGCAUUUUCCUGCAUGCUGAAGGGUUUGGAUGGUAG